AUGAACCAUCUAAAAAUGAGGAAACUAUUUUUUUAUCAAGAUUAUUUUUUAACUAUUGUUGAUCAAGCUAUCGUUUCUAUGAAUAUGAGAUUUUCACAGCUUGAAUCGUUUAAUAAUAACUUUGGUUUUUUAUAUCGGAUUAGCAAAAUAAAAUUCAUGGAAAAAGAAGAGUUAAGAAAAUGUUGCCAUGAUCAACAAAACGGUCUAACUGAUGGUGAAUUAAAAGAUAUAAAUUGUUAUGAACUGUAUGAAGAAUUACUUAUUUUUUGUACUAUAAUUUCUGAAGAAACGACAGCUUUUCAAGCUCUUUCAGUACUAAAAAAAUGUUGUGGUUCUUUUCCAAAUAUUUCGAUAGCACUCCGAAUAAUACUCUCAAUUCCUGUAACAUCAGCUGGUGCGGAAAGGAGUUUUUCCAAAUUGAAAAUAAUUAAAAACUAUUUAAGGAGUACUUUAUCACAGUGUAAACUUACAAGCUUAGCUACUCUAUCGAUUGAACAACAAAUUACCGACUCAUUAGAUUUUAGUGAGCUGAUUGCAAUUUUUGCUGCAGCCAAAGCUAGAAAAAAACAAUUUUGA
Macrosiphum euphorbiae (potato aphid) is the source of this 576-nucleotide messenger RNA. NCBI's taxonomy places the organism in Eukaryota, Metazoa, Arthropoda, Insecta, Hemiptera, Aphididae. The record is from the annotation of a GenBank genome assembly.